This is a messenger RNA of Nomia melanderi (Alkali bee), 3682 nucleotides long. RefSeq names its product transcription factor Sox-9-B. The record is from RefSeq and is a predicted model, not a curated record. Gene Ontology annotation, biological process: regulation of transcription by RNA polymerase II. Gene Ontology annotation, molecular function: RNA polymerase II cis-regulatory region sequence-specific DNA binding; DNA-binding transcription factor activity, RNA polymerase II-specific. Lineage: Eukaryota; Metazoa; Arthropoda; Insecta; Hymenoptera; Halictidae. Gene Ontology annotation, cellular component: nucleus.
GCGGCAGCAACUAGAAAUCAUCCUCGCCCGGCACCGGUUUCUGUUUCACGUCGACCGAGUCCAUUCGAGAAAACAAUGUUACUCGCGAGUCCGCGAUCCUGACGCGUCGAGUGUGAUCCACUGCGAGGCAGCGGCCAUCGUCGGUUUUGAUCAAUCUUGCGACAUCGAGUUCAGUUGGACCGUCUUCAAGAAGAAACAGCGUGAACAUCGGACGUUGGACUAGUUACAAGAUCUCCAUGGUAUCUUCGUGAUCCAGUGAUUCCGGUGGAGAACGAUCUCUUCAGUGUGUUCGACGACGGUGUUCCUCACCGAGGAGGAACGAAGAGCGGUGGCCGACGAUCGCGACAGUCCCGGAAAAUCGUCGGUGAAAAACGGAAACGGAGUUUAGUGGGCGCGUGCGCGCGCGCUUCUAGACGCGAGCUGGUAAUCUGCUGGCGGAGCGCCGCGGUUAGAUCGAAAAUAAUCCGGCGAUAGAGGUUCCGAGAAGUCACGGGAUCCCCGAUCCGCUGCCGGGAGCGAGAGUCAUCGUGGAAAUCCGUUCGGCGUCGAUCCGGCCGGUCUGGAGAGCGACGCGAGUGCGGCCGAUAGCGAAAGUCGGAGGGAAAAGAGAGCAAAACGGCCGGGCGCGGUGCACAAAGGAGAACAGAUUAGAAUUGCCGUGGCUCUCUGGUCGUCGCGUUGCCGAGAAAAACCGCGCUCGGGGAGAUAGACCUCCGUUCCCGACGGACCGACAUGCGCUCGCUCGCUCGCUCGCCCCGCGUUCGUCCCGCGUUCUCGCCCCGCGUUCUCGCCCCGCGUUCUCGCCCCGUAAUCGAGCGCGAAAUUAAUUAAACGUGACAAACGUGCGAGCUUGAUACGCGGCCAGUGGCACAGAGGGUCGCGGCCGAUCGACGGGAAAGGAGGGAAGAGGAAAAACGGCUCGAUCGUGUGGACGGACCCUCGUAAGUUCGCGAGAAACGGAAGUGACGUUGCCAUGAUAAUACGGUAAUUAACCAGUAAUCGAACAUUUGUUCCACCGAACGAUGAACACUCGCAGUGCGCGAUAAACCCGUGGAAUUGUUUAACGAGUCGUCCGAUUUCGUCGAGCAUCAGCUGAAUUUCCGGAUCGCGGUCGAACAAUCGGCGGGAAGAUGAACGACAUCAUGGGAGAGGCGUCGGGUUCGAUUGCCUCGGGCAAUGGCGGCAAUGCCGCCGUCGCUAACAACAACAAUAACAAUGGCAACGUGAACAAUAACGGGAAGGCAGCUGUCGUGGCUGCGGUCGGUGCGAAUUGCGGGGAGAAGAUCAGCGCGGCGGUCACCAAGGUUCUUCAGGGAUACGACUGGACUCUGGUACCUGUUGCCAUCAAGGGUUCCGGCGACAAAAGGGCGGCUCACGUGAAGAGGCCCAUGAACGCGUUCAUGGUGUGGGCGCAGGCUGCCAGGCGGAUACUCGCCGACCAGUACCCUCACCUGCACAACGCGGAGCUGUCCAAGACUCUCGGGAAACUCUGGCGAUUGCUCUCGGAGAGCGAGAAGAAGCCGUUCAUCGAGGAAGCCGAUCGGCUUCGCGUUAUUCACAAACGCGAGCACCCGGAUUACAAGUACCAACCCCGCCGCCGGAAGCAGAAUGGCCCGGCGGGUAGAGACAGUUCACCCUCCAGGAGCCAGAGCAACGUUACCUUCAACGUGUCCAGGUCCUUGAAGCAGGAGGACAUGAGUCCCAGGGGAGCGCAGGGCCCGAAUUCUCCGCAGAGCAGAGCCAGCUCGUCUCCUCCGACCACGCCGAAUCAAGGGCUGUCCCCGCCGACUCCGCCAACAACCCCUCGAGGACAGCACUACGUGAAUCAGGGCAACCAGCCGCAACAGAACAGCACGAUGUACCAUCAGGACUUAGUGAUCACCUCCUCGAGCGAGUCUCCUCACCAGCAGCAAGAUUUCCGAUAUAUCGAAGUCGGAGAUGGACUCCCGAUCGAGGAGGGUCAACUGAACGGGCUUGGCUCUUUGGGAGGCGUUGGCUUGAACAUACCUUUGAACCUGCAGGAGUGCGAGGUCGAGAGCAACGAGCUGGAUCAGUACCUUCGGCCUCAGGUGCCACCGGUCCACAUACCUGCCCCGACCACCACCUCGUCCCAAUGGGUAUUUAAUAGAUACGAGGACGAGGUCGAGAGGCCCAGCAAGCGACACUGCUCGGACCAGGCGAUCGCCGAGACCUCCUGGGAGGACAGAUCCCAGGAAAUAGUCAGGUACCACGAGCUCCAACCGCCCCUGCCCCCGAUGCAGUACAUCUCCUCCUCGCACAAUGCCCACUACUCGCACGCGAGCGCGCAGAUGAGCCACCCCCACGUGUCGACGUCCUACGCGCAGUACCAACGCUACGUACCUGGCAUCGAAACCUGGCCCCACUACAUGUAGACAGGUGACAGAGCGAAGCCACGAAUCCUCCAAUGAAUUUCACGCCGUUCGAACGAUCGAGCGGGUUACGAUUCGAUUAACCUUCUAGAUCAGCGUCGGCGACUUUCGGAUCGUUCGAAUGACUCGCGUCGUUUCUCGCGACGUCGAGACAAUAGCCAAAUACGCGACACAGUUAGCGAUUAGUUAGAGCGUUAGGAGUUUACGUUUUAAGCACCCGUGAUCGGAAAAGUCUUGUAUCGUGAUUUCGACGCGCGAGCGCCAGCGGGAACUCGGACGGAAAGUCUCGUUCUACCGGAAGCGAACAUUCUUUCUCCGGUCUCUCGUGCUUCGGGAACUAUAAAUUCGUUUUCUCCGGUCGCUCGUCGAUCGGAGGUUAUAAUUCGAAUUCCGGAACGCCGUCAUCGUUAAGAGCACGUUCGAGUUUCCGCGCUCCGACUUGAACGACGCGGAGUCGAGGAGUCGGGGGCUCUCUCGCGUGCACGGCACAGCAGAGGCACGAUCUUGCUCCAUGACAUCAUUCCAUGACAGCCGGCCAUUCCAAAGCGCAGAAUUUCAGGCUAAACAAACAGACCGCUCGAUACGGUGCCCUCGCCGCGAUCCAAAUAUAAUAAAUAUAUAACGCACGGACUAUAAACCGCCGGCCGCCUAGCGGUUUGUUGCGCGCCGCGUCUACCAAAGUGUAUGGCACGUUCUUCAAAUAAACCUGCGAAACUCGAUCGGCCGUGGACGGGUCGCGGAACUCGCGUGUCCGUGAUUUACUCGGAUACAGGGGUAGAGGGCGGGGGAUCGAGGGAUCCAUCGAGGGAUCGCGAUUCGGGGUGACCUUAAAAAGAUCGAGCAGAAAGUUCUCUUUUUUAGUAUGUCGAAGAUUUUUCUAACAUUUGAGAUUGCUUUUGGAUUCUAUUAGACAUGAUAUGGUUUCAAUGGUGAAUUUAGAUGAGUUUUGAAUGUUGAUUGAUGAGGGUUUUAGAUGUUCUACUAGAGAGGAGUUACGUAGUUUGAACGGUUUGAGGAUUCCUCUGCUAGAUCUUCCUAUGAUUAAUACGGGCUAAAACCGCGACUCCGUAUCGAGCGAUCGAUGAACGUCAGCCAUCGAAGCACACUAGGUCAGUAAUUCACGCAGAUAUUAACACUCUAUUUCGUUACUACGCUGACAGCCGUGCUUUUGUACUUAGAAUAUUUAUUGUACCGCCUAUACAGAGCGUUAAAGCGUAGAUGAUCGCCGCGGCACGCUAACGCGCGAGCGUUAGUCUCACGAGUGUUUCGAAGGCUAAUUUAUGUAAGUAACU